UCGGUAUUUUGACUUGUCGGUCUGGUUCAUUCAGUCUGGGAAAUUUCGGGUCCCAUUUUGCUACCGUACUCCCAAGAAUGGGUAUUUUGGACCUACUAAGACAACGGCGGACAAUGGAACGCGCCAAAACUUGGCGUCAAGCAACAAUUGCUUCGAAUAUUUUACUUAUUAUUACCGGAUUUAUUGUUUGCAUUUCCGUGUUGGCUAUGUACAUUAAUCCACGAUGGCUCUCACUCAUUCAGUCCAUUAACCAGUUGGUGGACAUGCACGUGAAACUCGGUGCGCUCAUUCUGUUUGGCCUAUUAUACACCCUGGCCGGAUUGGCGGCACUGCGGUCGUUAAAAGUUCGAUCAACGUUUUUGCUUGGCCUGCAGAUCUUUGCGGUGCUCAUAUUAACAGUCGUCGUUUUGGCAACUCUUUAUGCAGUUGCGUCUCAGUGGAUAGCCACAAUGCCCACUGGAGUUUCAUUUUCUGUCCAGGGAUUCAAACCUGGCGAUCCGAAAAAUAUGGCCAUGGCAAACAUACAAAGUGUGCUGAAGUGCUGUGGACGAGAAUCGUACCGUGAUUAUUACAUUGCCAACGAGGCUAUUCCAAUCAGAUGGGUACCGUUUUCUUGCUGUAAUCUAAACGAACACUCCUACGCCACAUGUAAAAACGUGUCCAAACCAGUCCAUCGCGGGAAACUUGGUCGAUGGUUUGAUCCAGUUCCACCCAGUCCAGACGCGACCGUCGUGCCUGAAUCGUUCUCCUAUACAAACGGAUGUGAAUGGUUGAUUCAACAUUGUCUUCUCCCUUUAUUAUUCUUGGGUUUUAUAGUUCCCAGCCUGUGUGCUCUGAUUUCCUGCACGUUUGCCAGUGUUUAUUUGCAUUUUGCCGAGAAAGAAGAUCCGGACUUUGACCGCCCACUUGACCUAAGCAUGUUCACUUUCAUUUCUGGUGUAAAGAAUGAGCGAAAAAGCAGAUGAAUACAGUUUGUUUGACUAAUUUAUCCCAGAACGGAAAGCAUACUAAAGCAGUCUUUUACUUGCAUGCCCAUACUGAUGGUGUAAAAACAAACUUU
Messenger RNA from Opisthorchis viverrini, 1060 nucleotides. RefSeq lists its product as hypothetical. The record is from RefSeq and is a predicted model, not a curated record. Bases 78 to 965 code for a protein of 295 amino acids. The transcript is spliced from 3 exons. NCBI's taxonomy places the organism in Eukaryota, Metazoa, Platyhelminthes, Trematoda, Opisthorchiida, Opisthorchiidae. Gene Ontology annotation, cellular component: membrane.